Molecule: messenger RNA, 182 nt
Organism: Funneliformis caledonium
Lineage: Eukaryota; Fungi; Glomeromycota; Glomeromycetes; Glomerales; Glomeraceae
Source: the annotation of a GenBank genome assembly
AUGAAGGGAAAGAAAGUAGGAAACAAUGAAGAGACUGAAGAGGGAGAAAACGAAGAAACGGAAAUUAAGGUCUUGACACGACUUGACUACAUCACAAAUAGCUCUUCAAACACGAAUUUUUCAAAGGUUUUUCGAUCUAUUAGAAGGCAAAGAUUACUAAGAACUGCUGAUGCACAUGUUUG